Molecule: messenger RNA, 600 nt
Organism: Adineta steineri
Lineage: Eukaryota; Metazoa; Rotifera; Eurotatoria; Adinetida; Adinetidae
Source: the annotation of a GenBank genome assembly
AUGGCUUCUUCUACUUCAUCAUCAACAACGUUCAACAAUGGGAACAUAGUAAACGAUGAGAAAUUCGUACAAAUUUAUACACCUAACGAGACGGCAAUACAAUCUUUGGAUAAUGAAAGAACGGUUAUGAAUGUUACACCUGGAUUAUGUGGAUGUGCACUUGGUAUUCACUCAUAUUCAUCUGGCAUUCACCAUAUUCGAAUAAGAGUAGAUCAUGGCAAUCCAGUUCUGGGUAUUCACUCACGAAAUAUACCGCUUAUGCCGGAUGAUUAUUGUUGGGGCACCUAUUCUACUAGUCCUUCGACGUACGGUUGGCUGAAAGAUCGUGGUCGUGUUCUUAAUGGAAAAUGGGACAAAGAUAAGCAACAGACCAUGCCACAUUUCGUCUGUCCAGGUUGCAAUAGUCGAUGUGAUACCAAGCAUAAUGAUGAUUGUGAUCGUCGUGAUCCUCCAGUAGAUUAUACUUAUGUUAGUGUUCGUGAAAUUGACACCCGUCCACAAUGUCAAAAAUGUGGGUUUCCGGUUGGUGAUCGGCGUCCUGUUCGUUACUAUUGUGGAAAAUGUGGCCGUUUAUAUUGUUACGCCUGCUGUUUCAAGUGA